Messenger RNA from Acanthosepion pharaonis, 696 nucleotides. Lineage: Eukaryota; Metazoa; Mollusca; Cephalopoda; Sepiida; Sepiidae. The record is from the annotation of a GenBank genome assembly.
AUGGAACUGCCUUCUGGAACUGUGCUUGACACACACAAAGAAUUUGAAACCUUGAACCAGUCACUGUUGUUUUAUGAGGAGAAAUUCAGCAAUGACUUGUCCUUACUUGUAACUUCCUUCAAAUCAUCUGAAGCUAAAAUUCAAGCUAGCAAAGAGAAAAUAACCCAGCUAAAGACAGUUUUAGACAAGAACAUGCAAGAGAAUAUGAAGAAAGAAAAGAUUCUGGAGGAAAGGAAUUACAAAUUGCAGGAACUGAAGGCUACUUACGAAGAAAUCAAUUCUGAAGCCAAUGAUAUCAUCCAUAAGAAAGAAACGAUGGAAAAGGAUUUACAAAAAAUUAUGGAGCAGAUUUCUGAGGAGAAAGAGACCAUAUCCAAGCAGGACAAGAACAUUAAAGGAAAACUAACAGAACUUGACAAAGCUAGGAAUUGGUUCCGUGAUACAUUGGGUCUGCAAUUCAAGAAAACCUCAAACAAUACAGUUCAGAUGAUCUUUAAAUUCAUCAAUCACAGGAAACCAAAUAAACUUUAUAUGUUCUUCAUCAAAGUUGAAGACAAUGGACAAUACUGCAUUCCUGGCUGCAAUCCAAGUGUCCCCAACCUUGAUGAACUAGUAAAAGAGCUGAAUACCUCAAACUGCUUAAGCAACUUCAUUCUUGCCAUACGAAAAGCAUUUAAAGACUUAUGCUUGCAAUGA